Salvia hispanica is the source of this 1830-nucleotide messenger RNA. NCBI's taxonomy places the organism in Eukaryota, Viridiplantae, Streptophyta, Magnoliopsida, Lamiales, Lamiaceae. The record is from RefSeq and is a predicted model, not a curated record.
AUGGUAAUGAGGAAUCACAUAACUAAUUCCAUAUAUAAUAUUGGUGUCAAGAAACACCUCUUCUCACAUCAAUUGAUCAAUAUUCCUCGUUUUUCCUACAAAAACUUGAAUUCCUCAAAAUCCAUGGAUUCCUCAUUCAUAUUGUUCUUCUCUUUAGCUCUCGUAAUCAUCCUAAGCAUUUCCAUAAUCAUCACGAGACUAACUAGAUCAGCUUGGUGCAGCUGCGCCAUCUGCCAAUCCUACGUGGACUCGCAGUGGCGCAGCCGCUUCACCAACCUCUCCGACUGGCACACGCACCUCCUCCAAUCCUCGCCGUCGCGCACCGUCCACAUCCACGUCACCAACAACGUCAUCACCGCCAAUCCCGCCAACGUCGAGUACAUCCUCCAAACUAAGUUCCACAACUUCCCCAAAGGGAAGCCCUUCUCCUCCAUCCUCGCCGACUUCCUCGGCCGCGGCAUCUUCAACGCCGACGGCGACACGUGGCGCUUCCAGCGCAAGAUGGCCGGCCUCGAGCUCGCGCGCGCCUCCCUGCGCGCGUACGCGCUCGAGGUCGUCCAUCACGAGAUCCACCGCUGCCUGAUUCCGGCGGUGGAUUCUGCUUCUAGAGAGAAGGGGGUGUUGGAUUUGCAAGACGUUUUCCGGAGAUUCUCCUUUGAUUGCAUUUGUAGAUUCUCCUUCGGGGUGGACCCCACGUGCUUGGAGCUCUCGGACUUCGAGGCGGCGUUCGACGUCGCGUCGCGGCUGUCGGCCGAGCGGGCGAUGGCGGCGUCGCCGCUCGUGUGGAGGGCGAAGCGGUGGCUGGGAGUCGGGAGCGAGAGGCGGCUGCGGCGCGCGGUCGCGGAUGUCGAUGCGCUAGCGGAAGAGGUGAUCCGGCAGCGGCGGAGGUUCGGGUCCGCCGGCCGGAGGGAUCUCCUGUCGAGAUUCAUGGAUAGUGUGAGUGAUGAGACUUAUCUGAGGGAUAUAAUAGUCAACUUUUUAUUGGCAGGGCGGGACACUGUGGGGUCCGCCCUGACCAGCUUUUUCUGGUUGGCAGCCCGCCACCCUGGGGUGGAGGCUGCUAUACUAGAGGAGGCGGAUAGGGUGAUGGGAGUGGGAAAUUCGAGGAUCACGGAAUACGAGGAGAUGAGAGGGUUUCAUUAUCUUCAUGCGGCCGUCCAUGAGAGCAUGAGAAUGUAUCCACCGGUCCAGUUCGAUUCGAAAUUUUGCCUGGAAGACGACGUUUUGCCCGAUGGAUGCCCGGUGAAAAAGGGCACUAGGGUUACGUACCACCCGUACGCGAUGGGGCGUAUUGAGGAAAUUUGGGGGCCGGAUUGGGCGGAUUUCAAGCCGGAGAGAUGGUUGCGAGACAGGGUUUUUUGCCAAGAAAACCCUUAUAAGUAUCCGGUGUUUCAAGGCGGGGUUAGGGUUUGUCUAGGGAAAGAAAUGGCGUUACUAGAGGUGGAAAGUGUUGCACUCGCCUUGUUAAGAGAGUAUCGUGUCGAGCUAAUUGACUACCGCCCGGUCCCAGUGUUCUCACCCGGCCUCACAGCCACCUAUCGUGACGGCUUGCCGGUCUUGGUGCAUCGCCGGUGAACCAUGCAAGUCCAUAGACUUAGUACCAUUUGUUAAAGUUCUCAUGUUUAUACAGUAGGGCUUUAUUCUAGCUAGUAAUGUAAUUAUGAAUGUCCUUAACAAUUAUUGAUUGAUGUAUCAUUUUAUGUCCCAUUUAAUUCAUAGUGUGUGCAUUACAUAGUGUGUGCACUAGUGGCUGUCUAGAAUCUAGAUCUUGUAUUAUUAUGUCUAAUUAUCAUUUACUUUCCAUAAUGUUAUGCAUAUAUGUGUCGUUGA